This is a messenger RNA of Closterium sp. Naga37s-1, 888 nucleotides long. The record is from the annotation of a GenBank genome assembly. NCBI's taxonomy places the organism in Eukaryota, Viridiplantae, Streptophyta, Zygnematophyceae, Desmidiales, Closteriaceae.
AUGGGUGAUACGGCCGCUGGGGGUGAAGAGAAGGUGGUGGCAGGCCGAAAGGGCGCUGGAGAGGUGAUGACAACACCCAGACAACUAGGCAGAGGGGGUGCCACCGAGCUGGUCCACUUAGACGGCGACACGUGGCAGCUGGACGUGCGGCGGCUGUCGUAUGGAGGAGCAGCAGUGGCGCUGAAUCAGUGGCUGGUGAAGCUGCUGCACGUGGUGCACUGCAAUGACACUGCCCGGCGGCAGGUGGGCUCUGCUGCUGCUGCUAGCAGCGACAGCGUGGACGAGAGGAGUAGGAGCAAGGUGCAUCACCAACGAGACAACCCAAGCCAGAGGGGAGGGGGAUCCGUGCAGAGCAGCGAGACAGAGGGAGAGGCAGAAGCAACGGCAGUGGCGGGGGCAGGGGCAGAGGGAGAGACAGGGGCAGGGGUAGAAGCAGGGGGGCCGGAGUUGCUGGUGCAGCUGGCGCCGGCAGCAGCGUGGCAGCGAGUGCUGGUGAGAGUGACCGGAGGAGGGGGGGGAGCGAGGAGGAAGGGGGCGCCGGGAGUGGUGGUGGCACCACACCAAGUAGUGGUGGUGACAGGGCAAGGGGGUCACAGCAGGUGGGGGGGGAAGAAAGGGGGCGGGCAGGGGGAGGGGCGGGUGAGGCAGGCGGUGGUGCAGGAGGUGGGGCGGCUGGGGCUGCCGUUGGGGGUGGGGGGGCGGGGGCAGCAGCAUGGGGGGAAGUUAGUGGCGUUUGGGCCGGACCUGGUGGCGUGGCUGAGAGGCCCGCACGCUGCUGCCAUGCUGCAACUCGUGGACCAUGAUUGCACACCCACUUCCGUGGUGCGUGCUGCUGAUGCAUGCCGUGCAGCCUCAGCUGCCCCGCACUUAGGCCGACCUGCCAUGUGA